UUGAGCCGCAAACGGGCCGGGACAGAGAGAUAGGGAGCUGUCCGCGCGCCCCCCACCCAGGGACCUGGUGCCGGGGCGGGAGUCGGCUUACACAGCACAGGCUGCUCAGGCCCGCCCUGGAAUGGCCGUGAACUUGUUGUUUUUCCACGUCAGUUGCUCUCAGAUGUACUAUCAGGCCGGCGAUGCUAACCCUGCGGCGGCAGGUCCCUCCUUGUAACAAGCGAGUGUGUGUUCUUCGGAGGUGGCCAAGGGGAGGAGGGGGCCCGCGAGAGGUGGGGGGAAGGGAAGCAAGCCUCUGCGUACAGUGAGCUUGCGUGUCCCGGAGCCAGCUCCCCCCCAAAGCACAUGCCAUUUCUGGCCCCCGAAGGGGUUAAAGGCCUCCUGGAGUCAAAAACAAGCAGGUGUCCCACCGUGCCAGAUACGCCGCCUAAACUGCUUCCAGCUUUUUUUUUCCUCUUCUGCAACAAGUCUGUGAUUAGCCACAGGACAGAGAAGCCAGCAGCCUGCCUGUGACAGGCGUCAGGUUAGCUCGCUCCCACUCGGGUGGCGCGCCCAGGACAUAAAUCCAGGCUCGGGCCCCUGUGCGGCUCCUCUUCCUGCACCCCCCGGAGAGGGAGCUCCCUUUAUCUGAGGCCGCACAGCCUGGAGGGCUCCGCUGGCUGGGUGGAGGCAGCCGCAGCCCCAGCAGCAGCGAGGAGGCCUGCUGGGGUGGGCAGGGCAGGUGUCUGCAGCCCCCGAGGAGCAGAAGGCCCUGGGGGCCCCCCCCGCCCUGGCCUCGUCUCAGGGGAGGUCUCUGGCUGCCUCAGACCGCACCAUGUGGGCCCCGGGGCGCCGCCAGUCCCCCGCUGGGGGCAGGUGGCAGCACUGCUGGGGGCAGGUGGCAGCACUGCUGCUGCUGCUGCUUGGGGUACCCCCGAGAGGCCUGGCACUGCCACCCAUCCGGUAUUCUCAUGCUGGCAUCUGCCCCAACGACAUGAACCCCAACCUCUGGGUGGACGCCCAGAGCACCUGCAAGCGGGAGUGUGAGACAGACCAGGAGUGUGAGACCUAUGAGAAGUGCUGUCCCAACGUGUGCGGGACCAAGAGCUGUGUGGCAGCCCGCUACAUGGACGUGAAGGGGAAGAAGGGCCCUGUGGGCAUGCCCAAGGAGGCCACGUGCGACCACUUCAUGUGUCUGCAGCAGGGCUCCGAGUGUGACAUCUGGGAUGGCCAGCCCGUGUGCAAGUGCAGAGACCGCUGCGAGAAGGAGCCCAGCUUUACCUGCGCCUCCGACGGCCUCACCUACUAUAACCGCUGCUACAUGGACGCCGAGGCCUGCUCCAAAGGCAUCACCCUGGCCGUCGUCACCUGCCGCUAUCACUUCACCUGGCCCAACACCAGCCCCCCGCCCCCCGAGACCACUGUGCACCCCACCACGGCCUCCCCGGAGACCCCUGGCCUGGACACGGCGGCCCCGGCGCUGCUCAACCACCCCGCACACCAGUCGGUCACCGUGGGCGAGACUGUGAGCUUCCUCUGCGACGUGGUGGGCCGGCCCCGGCCAGAGAUCACUUGGGAGAAGCAGCUGGAGGAUCGGGAGAACGUGGUCAUGGGGCCCAACCACGUGCGUGGCAACGUGGUGGUCACCAACAUCGCCCAGCUGGUCAUCUAUAACGCCCAGCCCCAGGAUGCUGGCAUCUACACCUGCACCGCCCGAAACGCCGCCGGUGUCCUGCGUGCUGACUUCCCGCUGUCAGUGGUCAGGGGCGGGCAGCCUUCGGCCACCGCGGAGAGCAGCCUCAACGGCACGGCCUUCCCCGCAGCCGAGUGCCUGAAGCCCCCCGACAGCGAGGACUGCGGCGAGGAGCAGACCCGCUGGCACUUCGACGCCCAGGCCAACAACUGCCUGACCUUCACCUUCGGCCACUGCCACCGCAACCGCAACCACUUUGAGACCUACGAGGCCUGCAUGCUGGCCUGCAUGCGCGGGCCGCUGGCUGUGUGCAGCCUGCCCGCCCUGCAGGGGCCCUGCAAGGCCUACGCGCCCCGCUGGGCCUACAACAGCCAGACGGGCCAGUGCCAAUCCUUUGUCUACGGCGGCUGCGAGGGCAACGGCAACAACUUUGAGAGUCGCGAGGCCUGCGAGGAGUCCUGCCCCUUCCCCCGGGGGAACCAGCGCUGCCGGGCCUGCAAGCCAAGGCAGAAGCUCGUUACCAGCUUCUGUCGGAGUGACUUCGUCAUCUUGGGCCGAGUCUCCGAGCUGACGGAGGAGCCUGACUCGGGUCGCGCCCUGGUGACCGUGGACGAGGUCCUGAAGGAUGAGAAGAUGGGCCUCAGGUUCCUGGGCCGGGAGCCGCUGGAGGUCACUCUGCUCCACGUGGACUGGACCUGCCCCUGCCCCAAUGUGACCGUGGGUGAGACGCCACUCAUCAUCAUGGGCGAGGUGGAUGGCGGCAUGGCCAUGCUGCGGCCCGACAGCUUCGUGGGAGCGUCGAGCACCCGGCGGGUUCGGAAGCUGCGUGAGGUCAUGCACAAGAAAACCUGCGACGUCCUCAAGGAGUUCCCGGGCUUGCAGUGAAGCCCUCCGCCCCUCCCGGCCCCCCUCCCCAACCCUCGUCCAUUUUCCCACCCCCGGAGUUCCUCAGUCCACAAACUGGGCAAGGUCAGAUUAGACGGUCUUAGGUCUUAGGCCAGUAGGGGAAGAUCCAUGAAUGCAUUGGUCUGAGAUCCUUACUCUUUGGUUCAAUAAAGAGGGGUCUGUGUCUUUUUUAGCGGAGGGGGACAAAGCAGAGGUCAACAGACACCUGCAGGUUAUUCCUGAGACCGGUCUGCUCUGGCCUUGUUAGCGUCUCUCUCUGCUGGCCAUCUCCCAGCUGCCCUGUCCCCAGCCAGGCUCCCAGCCAGGAUGCUAAAGAUGGCGGCUGCAUGGUGGUCACAGAAAUAGUUGGAUGAACUGGUUUGCAAAAGGGGUAGGUGGGGAUAAAAAGGAGGGCCCAGGAACUGAUGGGACAAAUUCCUCACAGCACCCCCCUCCCCGGCAGAGCUUUAUGAGCAGGAACCACUUCAUGGUGAGGGUUGUGGGAUGGAGAAAGCAGGGAGGCAUGGUCCAAGCCAGGGCACAAUGGCCCCUGAGUGGAGGCUGCUGGGCAGGUGCCUUUGGGGGGUGGCCAGCCUGUGCUUUGGUCAAGCUGGCCCGGCAGGCAGUCUCUCAGGCCGCAGAAUACACGUUUCUCUUGUUUCUCCUCCUUGGCUUUAUCGAUUGCUUUAUUGGUUGAUUGAUGGAUUUGGUUCUGUUCCAUCCAACACUUACUGGGCGCCAGGUGCUCAGACCCCGGAGAGAUGUAAGUCACUGCCCAGCUCAUAGUGACGGAACACAAAUGUCCAGGUCCCAGGGCUCCUGCAGAAAGAAGCUGGCUGGCUCUCCCAGUUGCCAAAAAGUCCUAUUUAACAGACCGUGUGCGUUCAGCUGCCCUUGGCUUCCUCGGACAUAAAGAAGAGAGGAGCCCCCAGAUUUGUUUUGGUGGGAAGAGGAACGACGGAAGAGGAAAAGCAGGCAGGGAAGGGGGGUGGUGAAGGAAUAAGGAAGGAGGGAAGAAGGGAGGCAGGCAGGCUUGGGAAGGAAAAGGAAUGUUGCUUGAGGCUCCCAUCUGGUGGUAGAUUCAGGAACUGCAGGGACCAGGAAGGAGGCUUUAGGUGCGGCCGGGGGAGGGGUAACCUUAGGGGAUGUGGCAGCUCUGUUGGUGAUUUCUGUUUCUGGAGUUCCUGUGCAGGUCCUGCCGCCCCACCACCUGAUAAAGGACUUGGGAAACCCACUGUCAGCUCUUUGUCUACCCCCAUUCCCUCCUUAGCCUUUCAUUCUGUCCAUGCCCCUCCAAAGCUGGAGAAGGUCAUUGUGGGAGUUCUCUUUUCUUCCUCAAAUGUAGGGGGAAGAUACCAAUUAAAAGCUCAUAGUCUCAACAGUC
Sus scrofa (pig) is the source of this 3941-nucleotide messenger RNA. It is a transcript of the gene WFIKKN2, whose product is annotated as WAP, follistatin/kazal, immunoglobulin, kunitz and netrin domain containing 2. Gene Ontology annotation, cellular component: extracellular region. Lineage: Eukaryota; Metazoa; Chordata; Mammalia; Artiodactyla; Suidae. Gene Ontology annotation, molecular function: receptor antagonist activity; transforming growth factor beta binding; serine-type endopeptidase inhibitor activity. The record is from RefSeq and is a predicted model, not a curated record. Gene Ontology annotation, biological process: transforming growth factor beta receptor signaling pathway.